Messenger RNA from Scophthalmus maximus (turbot), 4477 nucleotides. RefSeq names its product BCL6A transcription repressor a (gene bcl6aa). The record is from RefSeq and is a predicted model, not a curated record. The transcript is spliced from 9 exons. Gene Ontology annotation, molecular function: protein binding; RNA polymerase II cis-regulatory region sequence-specific DNA binding; DNA-binding transcription factor activity, RNA polymerase II-specific. Gene Ontology annotation, biological process: regulation of transcription by RNA polymerase II. Bases 1079 to 3214 code for a protein of 711 amino acids. Gene Ontology annotation, cellular component: nucleus. Lineage: Eukaryota; Metazoa; Chordata; Actinopteri; Pleuronectiformes; Scophthalmidae.
UCGCGUGUCAACACGCAGGAGCGGAGGAGGAGGAGGAGGCGGCGGCGGCGGCGGCGGCGGCUCGCGCGCUGUCAGACGAAGUUUGGAGGCAGCAUGGCCGCUCCGGGCCGCCGUCCGCCGCGGCUGUUGAUGUCGCUCCGCUAGUGGAGCGCGAAGGAGCCCCGAAGUUACUGUAACGUUGUAGCGGAAAUAUUAGUGUGUGUGUGUGUGUGUGUGUGUGUGUGUGUCUCUCUCUCUCUUUAUUUUCGCGGCAGUGUGUGUCCACGGGACACGUCGUCGCACCGAAGUUGCAGCUCGUGUUUCCACCGUGACAGUAGUGUGUGUGUGUGUGUGUGUGUGUGUGUGUUUGUUCGCACGGUAACCCGACGUCAACCCGACCGCAGCGAGUCGAGAGGUUUCUCAGUGUCGCCUCGUUGUUAUCAUCUCACACACACACACACACACACACACACACACACACUUCACUGUGAACAGCUGGACCACGAUCCAGCCGCAAAAUAUGUUUUUAAAAACCUUAAUAUUGUUUUGUCUGAUUUCAAAAAAUAAAAAAAUUGUAAAAAAACAAUCUGAAAAAGGAAUGUGCGCGCGCUGAAAUUUGAUUCCAAGUGGAGUUGUGCAGCUGUGGUCGUCCGCAAGGAUGUUCUGAGGGUCUAGGUUUUUUUUGUUUACGUGUGUGGUUGUUUGCCAACAACAACAACAACAACAACAACAGGAGGUGAUUGUUGCCAUUGACCAGCUGAUCGGAGCAUGUGUGUGUGGUUCAGGGCUGACGCGUGCUGGUCCGGGUUCCAUGGCUUCUACUGUCGGGACGUGUCCAGUUACAGACUCGAGUCCUGCAGUUUGAAAAGCUGAGGCAGUUUGCCGGGACUUGAUGAAAAUAUGAGUUUUUCACUCCAUCAAAGUAAAUGAUCUGGAACAAAAUGCUUAUUUGUAAUUUAGUUUCUUUUAAACAAACAUAUAAUGGGGCAAAGGAGAUGCGCGCGACUGGGCUUCACUCGCUAUUAUAACAGACCAGCAAAAAGUGUUGCGUGUGUGGGAUUGACACUUGCACCUGGUUAUUAAAAAGAAGAAGAAAAAAAUGAAAUCAAAUGAACUCGACAAAAUGGCUUGCGCAGCGGACAGCUGCAUACAAUUCACACGCCACGCGAGUGAUGUUCUCCUCAACCUGAAUCGGCUGCGCAACAGAGACAUCCUCACCGAUGUCACCAUUCUGGUGAACAGACAGCAGUUCCGUGCGCACAAGACCGUCCUCAUGGCUUGCAGUGGGCUGUUUUACACCAUCUUUACCGACUCCCACAAGUGCAACCUUAACGCGAUCAGCCUGGAUCCGAAGGUGGACCCGGAGGGCUUCGCCAUCCUGCUGGAGUUCAUGUACACCUCGCGUCUCACCCUGAAGGAAAGUCUGAUCAUGGCCAUCAUGAACACGGCCAUCUACCUGCAGAUGGACCAUGUUGUGGACACCUGCCACAGAUUCAUCAAAUCCAGUGAUCCAUCUGUCAAGCUGCCCAGAGAUGAGUUUUUGGUCAGUCCCUUGGUCUUACCUCAGGACGUCCACGCGUACCGGCCCCACGAUGUGGUCGACAGUUUGCACAGCCGCGUGGCUCCGUUCCGGGACGGGCGGCCCUACAGCUCAAACCUCUUCAACGGGGUCAGCACCCCCAGCAACUACCAUCUCUACGGGCAGUUUCCCAUGCCAGGAUUCCCUUUCCCCCUCUGCAAGCUGACUGACGCCAAAAACGCGUUCGCGGACUUCUCUAAGAGCGGUCUCCACCACAAGCACUGUUCCCCGCACGACAGCGCCAACGCCAUCAGAGCAGAAUACACCAGGGCGGUUGGCCCGGGCUCCUCCGGCAUCAUUCACUCCACCACCUACGCUUCCAGGGAGAUGGCGAGAGACAACGAGAUAAGGAAGGAAAGCCACGAGGGGGUCGGCCAGUCCCUCGGCUUCGGCGCGAGGAAGCGCACGUUUCCCGCGCUAAGCCUCGAGCACCAGAAGGACUCGGGCAAAGAGCAGGCACCUCAGGCCGAGGAAGACCUGGUCCACCAGCACUACCCGCUGGGAAUCUCGGCCGCCGGACGCAAGAGUCUCAUGAGCAGCCCGCAGAGCCCCCUCAAAUCAGACUGCCAGCCCAACUCGCCGACGGAGUCCAGCAGCAGCAAGAACGCCAGCCUCUCGCAGGCCGCCGGGGUGCAAGCGCCGCAGGGCACGCAGGACCCCAAAGCGCGCAACUGGAAGAAGUACAAGUUCAUCGUCCUGAAUCAGAGCGCCAAGGAGGACGAGGCGGGGCUGCGGGAUCCCGGGCUUCGCUCACCUCAGCGCCUCGGCCUGCAACCCUACCUCCACCCGAGCGAUUCGGAGAACCUGGACCCGCAGAUCACGAGCAAGAGGAGCGACCACAGCGAGGAUCUGCCCGCGCCCCAGACCAGUCGUCUCAACAACAUCAUCAACAGUGCACUCGAGGGGUCACUGAGGAACGGAGACAGCCACCCCCCUCACUACCUGAGCCGCCUUAACUGCUCGUCCUGCGGCACCCAGGCCCCACAGCACUCCGAGGUCUGUCCCAACACCCCCAGGUCCCGUCUGGCAGAAGACAUGACGGAGCUGCACUCGGAAUACUCCGACUCCAGUUGCGAAAACGGCACUUUCUUCUGCAACGAAUGCGACUCCAAGUUCGCCGAAGACGAGGCGCUGAAGCAACACAUGCUUCAGGUGCACAGCGACAAGCCAUACAAGUGUGACCGCUGCCAGGCAGCUUUCCGCUACAAGGGCAACCUCGCCAGCCACAAGACUGUCCACACAGGAGAGAAGCCGUAUCGCUGUAACAUCUGCGGUGCUCAGUUCAACAGACCAGCUAACCUCAAGACUCACACUCGCAUCCACUCAGGAGAGAAGCCAUACAAGUGUGAGACGUGCGGCGCUCGUUUCGUACAGGUUGCCCAUCUCCGUGCCCAUGUGCUGAUCCACACGGGCGAGAAGCCAUACCCGUGUGAGAUCUGCGGAACGCGCUUCCGUCACCUGCAGACGCUGAAGAGCCACCUCCGCAUACACACGGGAGAAAAGCCCUACCAUUGUGAGAAAUGCAACCUGCACUUCCGCCACAAGAGUCAGCUGCGGCUGCACCUCCGACAGAAGCACGGCGCCAUCACCAACACCAAGAUCCAGUACCGCAUGUCCACGGCCGACAUGCCCACUGACUUGACGAAGGCGUGCUAAGCCGAAAAAAGAAAGAAAGAAGGGAACAGUUUUAAUCGGAGGCAAUCUUGACCUUGGCAUUUAAAGACCCCCCCCCCAACUUGUACAAUCAUCCAAAAUUGUAGUGCCACACUGUGUUCAUUAGACGAAUAAAUUGGCCGCGUACGCCAUUUCUAAACGGGUUUCCACUACAUGUGAACGUAGAGCCACUUACGGCAUCUUAGUCACUUUAUUGUUUCUACAUAGAUAUGAAUAUAUAUAAAUGUGUGUGUGUGUUGGGUGUGUUUCUAAGCUUUGAAGGUACGUAUAUAAAGCUUUAUUUUGUUGAAGGAUGGAAUGUAAACAAUCUGUUUGUUUUUUUGGAAAUACAGUAUUUUAUAUCAGAGAUACUUAACUUUUCUGGAAGUAUUGAAAAAUUUUCGAUUGACGGGUGGUACAUAUAUUUUAAGAUAACGAAAAUUUUUUGCGGCUGCAUAUCGUCAUCUAUACAUUUUUAUGUCGAUGUACGUACACGUCGCACCAUGUCAAGUUGCCAUAUUCGUGCAAAAAGGAGAAGAAGAAGAAAGUGAACGUGUAAUUGGAUUUAGUCUAAAAACAUAUCAGAUGACUGCUGCUGUCUGAUGAGGAUAUGCAUGAGGAGAUGUUCUCUAUACUGUUGCCAGUUGUCAGUGGGUACACGAAGUGGGCAACUGCAUAAAUAUUGUGACAUAUUGUGUAAUAAUAUCUGUGGGAUUGCCCUCUGCUGGCAGAGCCAAUCUUAAGUGUUGAACUGCAUUUCAAGGUACUGCUUUAUGACCAAGAAAAUAUUUUGCUUCAAAUGUAUUUGUAUAGAUGUGACUGACUUUUUUUUCUUCUUUUUUUGGUUCAUUUGUUUUGAAUAAGUGAAGGUUUACAGUUUUUGGUCAUUGUUCUAGAUCCUACAGUAAAGUUGUGUAAAUGUCAAGGUUUCUGUUUGUACAUACACUGUGUAUUCAAUGUGCCUUUCUCUAUGGCGACUGGAUCCCUCUCCAUUCAGCCCAGCUCUAUUAAGGUACAACUCAAGGACACCAUUUGUCCUAAUUCCCUGUGUGUGUGUGUGUGUGUGUGUGUGUGUGUGUGUAAAUAUUUUAAAUGCUUGUCACCAACCUUAAAACAUGCAAAUUCAUCAUUGUAAAUCUUCAGGACAUGUCUUUUGGAUUGGGUUUUUUCUUCCUUUUCUUUUUUUUUUUAAACAUCAUUACAAUUAUUGUAAAAUGUUAUAGAUGUAUGAAUGUAAAAUAAAGGUAUUGGAUUUCUAUGUAUUAA